CCGCAUCUUGAAGCCAUACACAACCCACCCUAUACCUGUAAUAGCGCUUUCUGGGCUUCUGUAUAGCUUCAAUCUGCGCAAGAAGAGCUAGUGCAGUCUUCUAGAUCCGCGGGUUCAUGUAACGACCCUGUCAUUGUACACUUCUACCCACGCGACACCUCCGCCGCCUCCGCAUCUGCAUACUGCCCACCAUGUCUUUCGGACCACCAAACAGCGCGCCGCUGCCCUCUUCUUUCGACGAGAAUGCCGACUUCUACAAUGAAAACACCAUCGACAAGAUAUGGCGCCGCUUCCGCGAAGAGCCCCUCGUCCCCCUCGGCUGCGGCCUGACCGUCUGGGCCAUCGUCGGCGCAACCCGCUCGAUGCGAAAAGGCGACCAUAAGGCGACCAACAUGUACUUCCGCCGACGUCUAUAUGCCCAGGCCUUCACAAUCGCCGUCCUGGUAGCAGGAAACAUGUACUGGCAAAAGGAUCGCGUGAAGCGCAAGGAGUACGAGAAGCAAGUUGCGCAGAAGGAGCGCAUGGAUAAGAGAGACAGGUGGCUGAGGGAGUUGGAGAUGCGAGACGAGGAAGACAAGGCCUGGAAGGAGAGGAUGGCUAAGAAAGCGAGGGGAGUGGGAGAGGAAGCCAAGGGUGUGACUGACAUGGUCGCUGAGAAGACGAAGGAGUUGAAGGAUAAGACUGUCGGAAAAUAAGCGCGGGAAAAUCCACAUUCCAACUACAGUUCACGACAUCGGCACCGCGAACAUUCCUUUGGCGACGAGGAUCGACGGUAGAGGGAUGUGUUCGGGUGCACGCCACGCUUCGACCGACACACUCUCGUUGUAUAUAUACUGCAUAUUGUAUUGCUUGUGAUACGGGGAUAUGGGACCAGUCCUUUAUGAGCAAUCUGUCACUACACGAACAACUGCGCUUCACGCGCUACGAGGCUGAGGUAUUAUCCUCAAAUGCAGCCUUUUGUAACAUAAAAUAACAUAACAUACCCAAUGGAGAUUUCAUAACUUGUCA
Molecule: messenger RNA, 1008 nt
Organism: Alternaria rosae
Lineage: Eukaryota; Fungi; Ascomycota; Dothideomycetes; Pleosporales; Pleosporaceae
Product: hypoxia induced protein conserved region-domain-containing protein
Exons: 2
Coding region: 192-695 (167 amino acids)
Biological process (GO): mitochondrial respirasome assembly
Cellular component (GO): mitochondrion
Source: RefSeq, a predicted model, not a curated record